AUGUCCAAAUCUGUCUGGCCAACGGCAAAGAUCCAGCUUUGCUGGUGGCACCUGUGGAAAGCCAUUCGAGAACGAUUAGCAAAAUCAAAAUUGUCAACAACUCCAUACAAGCCUGCUCGCGCAAACCACGAGUUUCCCUUCAUUGACAUCUUAUUCGCACCCGCAGGUACUGCAGACGCUGGAGAAUUUGAGGGUGGUGUCCUUCUCAAACCCGAUGAAAUCCACCCUGAGGACGAGGCCGUGCCAUCACUGUCAAUUUGCAUCCCAAACCUGUCUCAGCUCCGUUCCAGCAGAGAUUCGGAGCCUAAUGAUGUUGAUUCAGUGGAUGAUGAAAUCAAUACCAACAGAAAUCCGCUAACAAUCAAAAUCAAGAUACCAAAGAAAGGUCUUGAAGAACGAUCAGCAGACAUUCAUUCCAGAGUAUUUUGUCCCACUCACCUUCGCGAAACGGUAAUUGCACUGAUCGAGCACCACUUUUGUGCGCAUCCACUAAUACCGGGCUACUCGCAUCCAAGCGCUGUUGGCAUCCGUCAGUGGGCGGUCAAACAGAUGUAUACAUUUUGCAAAGAAAACAAUCUUUGCGAGGUUUGGGCUUACCUAUGGGAGAAUUGGUAUCGACACGGCCGGUGGGAGCUUUGGGCACGAGCAGUUGCACCAAUGGAGGUACCGAGACUAAAGACGACUAUGAUAAUGGAAAGCCACUGGCGUCGAAUCAAGGUUGACUAUUUGUACCAUUUUUUGAAGCCUCGUAUCGAUCUUCUGGCAUGGAUUUUAGUCACCAAGCUCGCACCAUCAUACUCCAAAAAAUUAGAUCACUUACUCCACGACACUGGCCGUUUUCGGGAAUUGUCGUCAUGGCGCAAAUCAUUCAAAAGCGAAUGGCAACGAGCACUCGAAACACCGAUAACAAUGCCGAUGAAUGCAAAAUAUCGCCCCGAUGUUGGAAAGUGGGUGUGCACCUGCCCACACUUCGUCAAGAGCCGGUUCCUUGUCUGCAAACAUCUAGUGCAAGACGUGCAUAUAGUUAGCCCAGUAUUUUUCUUGGAAGUUCAAUGUAACCGAACAUUACCUUUCUGGUCGCACCCAUCACUCGUUCCAUUGCAUGACAGCCUUCCUCCCGAUUCCAUGGUACAGCAGACAUUGCAAUACUCGGUGAGAGGAGGGGAGGACGCCCAUGAGAACCCAACUGGAGUAGAGGGAAAUAUAUUUGAUAGGGAAAAUGAAGAAGCGGAAGAUGAGUUUGUGGAUACAGCGGCCGGACGGAUGGAUACACACACCUUUCAAGAACGCUUCGAGGCACACAUCAAAAACCUCCGUGAUUUUUGUGAUGGUCUCCAGUAUCAAAUCCAGUUCAACGAUCACAGGAUGCUCAAUGCUGUCGAGCAUGAGGGUGCAUCAUUCAUCCGCCUGAUGGAGAAUUGCCUUGGUUGA
Messenger RNA from Suillus bovinus, 1431 nucleotides. RefSeq lists its product as uncharacterized. The transcript has 2 exons. Gene Ontology annotation, molecular function: zinc ion binding. The record is from RefSeq and is a predicted model, not a curated record. NCBI's taxonomy places the organism in Eukaryota, Fungi, Basidiomycota, Agaricomycetes, Boletales, Suillaceae. Bases 1 to 1431 code for a protein of 476 amino acids.